AGACUUGCUUUCCCUUUUAGUUUUUAUUACUUAUCCAACUAGAACAUCACAAAGAUAAAACAUUGUCUUUUUUUAUGUUUUUUGCCUGCAUAUCCUCAGCGCUUGCUCAUUGGUUCCUCCACUUUUUAGGUUGGCCAAUCAGCUUUUUGUUGCUAGGCCGUUUUGUCUCAUCUAUUUGCUGGCCUGGCUGUCAAUCAAAUUGGGAGCUUGUAUGGCGAGGCCAGAUGCGCAACUGGGCUGUAUUAUUUACAGAGCGCUGCUCUAGGAGCGUGGCUGCUGAAGAUACCUACAAACUUUGUUUUUGUGAGGAAUGAUCGCCUGCUCUUUUGCAUCAAGUUGCAGUUUUAAAGAGGCAGACGGCUUGACCCAGCGCGAUACCUUUCCAUUCUAAGGUGUACUCUCAUCUGCCCUGAAGCUUCACCACGGCCCUCAUCUGUGUGCUCCACUGUCCUGGGCCGAGCAGCCCCUUCUGCUCCACCCCACGCCGUCUCUCCAGCCACGGUCGCCAUGACGCGCUCCAAAACCUUUCAGGCCUACCUGCCCAACUGUCAUCGCACCUACAGUUGCAUUCACUGCCGGGCGCACCUUGCCAACCAUGAUGAGCUCAUCUCAAAGUCUUUUCAAGGGAGUCAAGGCAGGGCCUACCUCUUCAACUCAGUGGUGAAUGUGGGCUGUGGCCUGGCAGAGGAGAGGGUUCUGCUGACCGGUCUUCACGCAGUGGCCGAUAUCUACUGUGAGAACUGUAAAACCACUCUGGGCUGGAAAUACGAGUAUGCCUUCGAAAGCAGUCAGAAAUACAAGGAGGGCAAAUUCAUCAUCGAGCUGGCCCACAUGAUCAAGGACAAUGGGUGGGACUGAAAACCCUGAUCUACCCACAGCCCAUAACGCUGGAAAGAGAAAUGCAGCACAUGAAUAAUUAGAUUCAUUAUCUGGCUGUAACUUCCUCCCUUGGAAAUCUAUCUAGCUGACACACACCUCUAAACCUUGAGGGUGUGAGGUUCAUAACAGCAGCGCUACACAUUUCCUGUGUGUAUGUAUGAACAAAUGUGUGCCAGCUAAGUGUUUCUAUUAUGUGUGAGUAUUUUCCUAUUCGAUUCAAUUCAAGAGUGUGUGUGUAUGUGUGUGUGCAAAUCAAGGCACAAAACGACAUUUGCUUUACUCUGUGUUGGCCAAGGUCACAGUUUUCUCCCACACUCAGGUUUAAGUAAUGGCUGGAUCCAUGGUAAUGAAAGGUGAAGGACGAACCCAUUUAGCUCAUCUGAGGUGAAAACAUACUAAAACAGAAGUGUCAUCCAUUUGUCUUUAUUUUUUCAUUUUCACUUGCAUGUUGUUUAUUUAUACAUGUAUUUAUUGAUCUGUUUAUUUGAUCUGUUUGUUUUGGGAUGUUACGUUCAUGGUGAACCGUAGCAAUCACACUGGUCUUACUUUGACCUUGUAUAGCGGAAGUAGCAAUGUACACUUCCUCUCCAGAUUGUGAUCUCUUUUUGAAUGUUAUUAUGGAGUAAACGAGGCGUUCGUAUGCCAUUUAUAGGGCACAGGGCGCGUACAUUAGCUAGAGCCAAGUCUUUAGCCCCAGAAACAGCUGAGAAAAGCAGCUGUCAGAAAAAGAACUGAGGCUUUUUCACAACCCGUGAUGUUUCCUUCGCUCUUAUUAGUUCCCUCCAUUAAAUCGCAAAUCAAGUGAUAAACCAGACUCUCACCAUGUGUUUUCUGGAAGAAAGUGAUUGACAGCUAGUAAAUGUGGCUGCUGAGCGAGAUUAUCCAGAUGGGGCUCAUAAAUAAAAAGCCUUGGCACAACCAAAGACUCUUUCAUCACCUACGCUGACCAAACUGAGUUUGAUUUCUGAUUUAAAGGAACACUCCACUUUUCUUUUUUAAAUAGGCUCAUUUUUUGAGUUUUACAGUUUUUGAAUCCAUUC
Carassius auratus (goldfish) is the source of this 1919-nucleotide messenger RNA. Its product is annotated as protein yippee-like 1. The record is from RefSeq and is a predicted model, not a curated record. The transcript has 5 exons. Lineage: Eukaryota; Metazoa; Chordata; Actinopteri; Cypriniformes; Cyprinidae. Bases 508 to 858 code for a protein of 116 amino acids.